Tympanuchus pallidicinctus (lesser prairie-chicken) is the source of this 1376-nucleotide messenger RNA. RefSeq lists its product as uncharacterized. The record is from RefSeq and is a predicted model, not a curated record. The transcript is spliced from 2 exons. The coding region runs from base 84 to 1166 and encodes 360 amino acids. NCBI's taxonomy places the organism in Eukaryota, Metazoa, Chordata, Aves, Galliformes, Phasianidae.
CUCUGUACUGGUGGUUACCUCUGGAGCUCCGCUCAAGGUAGCAGCCACUUUGUGUGUUGGAUUGUUCCUUGGGAGAGAACAGGAUGAAACUCAUCCUGACUCCCACCCUGAUUGUGGCUCUGGCCACACUUUCAUUUAUCUGGGAUGGCUUUGGCUGUUCCAGCUCUCUUGGCUGUGCCUGGCACACGUACAAAAAGCUGGUCCUUCCUGAGGAGCAGCUGACCGUUGACACCCAGUGCCAGGCCUCCAGCUGGCCCUGUUGGCGUGGCCUUUGGCCCUGCCACGGAUGGGGCAGCUUCAUGUUCGGAAGAGCGAUCUUUACAGAGGACCAGAAGCAGCAGCCCCUGGGCACGGAGCAGAAGGCCUUUGUGGGGCCCUUCUGGUCGGGACUUUCAAUGUACCGCAUUCAGAUCUGGGAAAGGGUCAUCAACAUGGUCCUUCCCGAGAAGAAGCAGCAGCCUGUAAUCGCUGCUGAACAGGCUUCGAAUGGGCCCUGUUGGCUAGGCCUUUCUUCCUGCCCCACAUGGCUGCAAUAUGGGGUCAGCAGGGCUGGCGGAAGGCAGAGCCCGAAGCAGCAGCCCCUGCGCAUGGAGCAGAAGGCUUUCAAGGGGCCCUUCCAGCCUGGCCUUUCAACGUACCCAAUGAGGAUCUGGGAAAGGGUCAAGAAGAUGGUCCUUCCUGAGGAGCAGCUGCCAGUCGUCCCCGAGCACCAGCAUUCCAGCUGUCCCUGUAGGCUUGGCGUGUUCCCCUGCCUCACGUGGAUCCGCUCCAGGGUCAGCAAGGCUGGCGUAACGCAGGGCCCGAAGCAGCAGACCUUGUACACCAAGCUGAAGGCCCUCAGCUUGCCCUACCCUCUGGGCCUCCUUUGGGACUACCUGGCCCAAGCGGGGAAAACCUGGCUCGUUACUCACUGCCUGACAGAUGUCUGCAUUCUCUGCCUGCUGAGCAUUGCCCGCAGCCUCUGGAGAAAAGUAAGAAGACCUCAGGAACAGGGAACGGGACAAAUGGACUCAGCUUCCACGGGAACAGACAUCUCGCAAGGGGAAGCCAUGCAUUAUUACGACGAGCUCUGUGAGAUGAAGUCCCUGCUUCUCUUAAUGGACAGAUACGUGACGAUCCUCCAGAAGAAGAGCAACUGCCAGUGCCAAAGGAAGAAGGAGCAAUGAGCAAGGAAGCUGAGAUGCUCCUCAUCCACUUCCAGCUCGUUUGCCACUUCACACAGCGCACCAGCUGCUUCCGUAAGGCACAACCUGGAAAACUUCAAGGGGCUUUAAAAUCAACGAUGUGAUGAACAAAUGAUUGGAAUACGUCUGUUACUUGCCAUCUUAUGUCAUUCAUACAGAUGUAUAAAUAAAGUGAGAUUGCAUAAAAUUUCU